This is a messenger RNA of Ananas comosus (pineapple), 2001 nucleotides long. Its product is annotated as protein EMSY-LIKE 3-like. Gene Ontology annotation, biological process: defense response to fungus. The transcript has 10 exons. The coding region runs from base 315 to 1541 and encodes 408 amino acids. Lineage: Eukaryota; Viridiplantae; Streptophyta; Magnoliopsida; Poales; Bromeliaceae. Gene Ontology annotation, cellular component: nucleus. The record is from RefSeq and is a predicted model, not a curated record.
CGAGUCCGCCUUUUCCACUCCCUUCCUUGCUCCGUCGAAAGUCGAAACCCUCACUCUCUCCCUCUCCCUUCCCCCCCUUCGCUCUUCAUCGAUCUCUCCGAAGCUACGGCUCGCGCUCGAAUUCGCCCUAGGAGCUGGGCGUAAGAUCGAGCUCUCGCGAUGACGCGGAGGAAUCGGCGUCGAUGAGGCGGAGUCUCGCGGUUUUUCGAUCCAAAUUGGGGCCGAUUCGGGAGGAAUCGCUGUUUCUGCUGCUUCUCCGUGGCGAUCGCGGCGUUUUCUAGGGUUUUGGAGCUCGAUCUUGAGGUAACGCGGCAAUGGAGUAUGGGCCUUCGGAUAGUAGCGGAACUGAUGAUGAUCUUCCACCUUCACACCAGAACAGGGGGCCAAGAGUGGGCCGUGUCACUGGAAAUGGAAGAGCUAUAGUCGGUGCUGUUCCAUACCCGAGAGUACAGAACGAUAUGGAGAUUCAAAUACACCAGAUUGAGCAGGAAGCAUAUAGUGCAAUUCUUCGAGCAUUUAAGGCUCAGUCAGAUGCCAUUACAUGGGAAAAGGAAAGUCUCAUCAGCGAACUUAGAAAGGAGCUGAGAGUAUCCAAUGACGAGCACAGAGAGUUGUUAAACAGGGUCAAUGCUGAUGACAUAAUUCGGAGAAUAAGGGAAUGGAGACAGGCUGGUGGACUCCAAACCGGUCUAGUUAGUAACGCUCAACCAGUAAAUGAUCCCUUACCAAGUCCGACUGUAUCAGCUUCUCGCAAGAGGCAAAAACCAUCUCAAUCUAUACCCUCUCUUGCACCUUCUCCUUCCCUUCACUUGCAACCAGCUGCUGCUUUGAUGCAGCCAUUGUCGUUAGCUGCAAAAGAGGGAGCUCCACCCGGAGGAAGAGGGAAGAAAUCUAAAUCUGUGACAGGCCAGACAGCUCCAAGUGCGUCUGCAAUGAAAUCCAUGCAGUAUACUUCUACAGGUCCUAAUGGAAGGGGCCAAGCUGUAAAACCACCAAGUUCUCUUAUUGGGCGUAAAGUCCUGACAAGGUGGCCUGAAGAUAAUAACUUUUAUGAGGCUGUAAUAACAGAUUAUAAUCCUGUUGAGGGUCUGCAUGCUCUGGUAUAUGAUAUGAACACAAACAAUGAGACGUGGGAGUGGGUCAAUCUCGAAGAGAUUUCUCCGGAGGACAUCAGGUGGGAGGGCGAGGACCCAGGCAUCCAUCACCGAGGUCGGGGUGCACCAAGUGGCGGGGUUAAGAAGUCGACGGCCCGUGGUGGCGCCCUUCCAGGAGCGGGGAGCGGAAGAGGAGGGCCCCAUAAAAAUCAGCCCAUGAAAAGUUUCCCUUCGCAAAAUGGUGUUGGGAAGAAGAGAUCCGGCGACAUUCAAAUCCGUCAUACGGAAACACUCAUCAAGGAGGUGGAGAGGGUUUUUGCGGUGAGUCACCCUGAUCCCCUGGAGAUUGAGAAGGCAAAGAAAAUGCUGAAGGACCACGAGCAAUCUUUGAUCGACGCAAUUGCAAGGCUUGCCGAGGCAUCUGAUGGUGAAAGCGAAGAUGGUUGAGCAAGAUUUCAGGACCCACAUUACCAUACGGGCGGCGAAGCUCAAGAAGCCUUCGACAGUGAUCGGUUUCUGCUCAGGGAUGGCGCCGCGUCAAUUCACAUGCGAUUCGCCUCACCCGACGAGGCCCUGUUUCGGAAAAUUUUCCAUCACACUUAUGUAUGUGCUUGUGACAUCAAAAUUUCGCAGCAAAAUCAUCGCUUCAGAGUUGUACCUUUUCGGCGGAGAAAAUGAACUCUGAUCGGGCUCUGUACAAAAAACAAAUCGUCUUCAUUGAAUAAGCUUGUUUGAGGAUGUGAGCUGUUUCAUUUUGUUUGAGAUGCAUCAUCCCAGUUAGAAUCAUCAAUCUCUAGCAGAUUUUGGGGUGUUACCUGUUCCAAGAUAAGUGAGCAGAUGUGGGAACUCAGCUUCUAAGUAGACAAGCUCUAGGAAUUGUUGAAAUGGAAAAGCACUUUUUGAGGCA